Molecule: messenger RNA, 1005 nt
Organism: Aspergillus bombycis
Lineage: Eukaryota; Fungi; Ascomycota; Eurotiomycetes; Eurotiales; Aspergillaceae
Product: NAD(P)H-quinone oxidoreductase
Exons: 4
Coding region: 1-1005 (334 amino acids)
Molecular function (GO): oxidoreductase activity
Source: RefSeq, a predicted model, not a curated record
AUGUCGGAAAUGAGAGCAGUCGUGGUCAAGGGUGGCAGGGGCCCGGCGGAUGCCAUGUCCAUCGAACAGAUCCCAAAACCAACCCCCUCAGUGGGUCAGGCAUUGAUCAAGAUCAAGGCUUUUGGACUGAACCGCAUGGACCUGUUGCAGAGAGAGGGUCUGUACCCUCUUCCGCCGCAGGCCCCAGAGACCAUGGGUGUCGAAUUCUCCGGCACGGUGGAAUCGGUCGCCGCUGGCACGGAAAGCGACUUCAAGGCGGGCGAUGCUGUGUUCGGUCUUGCGUAUGGAGGAGCGUAUGCGGAGUACAUCGUCGUCGAUACAGGCAUGCUGGUCCAUAAACCCCGGGAGCUUUCAUGGGAACAAGCUGCCUGCGUUCCAGAGACCUGGAUCACUGCAUCGCAAGCCCUCCACAUCAUCGGGCAAUUUCAGCCCGGCCGCUCCGUACUUUGGCACGCCGGCGCCUCAUCCGUCUCUAUCUGCGGUAUUCAACUCGCCAAAGCAGAGGGCGCCAAAGCCAUCUAUGCGACAGCUGGCUCCCAGGAAAAAUGUGAUUUUCUCGUUAAGGAACUUGGUGUGACAGCCGCCUUCAACUACAAGACCCAAGACUGGGCUGCGGAGAUCAAGAAGGUCACGGAUGGGGUGGGCGUUGAUUUGAUCGUUGACUUUGUCGGCGCAAACUACUUUCAGGGGAAUCUGGACGUCGCGGCGCGCGAUGGCCGCAUUGUCAUGCUAGGCUUGAUGAGCGGGCGGAAGUUGCCGACUGGUGUGGACAUUGGCGGACUGCUGUUUAAGCGACUUCGCGUCGAGGGCAGUACGCUUCGCAGUCGGGAGCUGGAAUAUCAGCGGAAGCUUAGAGAUUCCAUGGUGGAGCAUGUUGUGCCGAGGCUGACGGAUGGGACCUUCAAGGUGUUUGUUGAGAAGGUGUUUCCCUUUACCGAGAUUGCCGAAGCUCAUAAGCUGCUGGAGAGUAACCAGACGAGGGGCAAGUUGGCAUGUGUCAUAUAA